AUGUCUACAGAUCCGCUCGAACUUGCCUCACCUGUCAAAGAUGAACUCGUCACCGAGACGUCCAUUCGUCAAGACGAAGUCGUCGAGGAGUGUCUGCCCCUCCUUGCAGACGAUCCUUUAUCUGUCCCGCACUUGAGGCGUGACGACCAUACUGCCUUUCUAAAAGACCGUCUUCACAACGCAACCCAUAUCGCAUACGACGCUUCGAGACCUUGGAUACUCUAUUGGUGUCUGACAGGGCUUUGCGCUCUGGGCCAAGAUGUGACUGUGUACAGGCAAAGUGUUAUUGAGACUCUCACGCCCGCUCAGAAUGCAGGCGGCGGCUUUGGGGGAGGCCAUGGCUUUCUAUCACACGCUGCGCCUAGCUAUGCUGCCGUCUUGAGUCUGGCAAUGGUAGGUGGGGAGGAAGCUCUUGAUCUAAUAGAUCGACGCGCACUGCAAGUUCAAUGGAAAUUUGUGAUGUAA
Bacidia gigantensis is the source of this 465-nucleotide messenger RNA. RefSeq lists its product as uncharacterized. Gene Ontology annotation, biological process: protein farnesylation. Lineage: Eukaryota; Fungi; Ascomycota; Lecanoromycetes; Lecanorales; Ramalinaceae. Gene Ontology annotation, molecular function: protein farnesyltransferase activity. Gene Ontology annotation, cellular component: protein farnesyltransferase complex. The transcript is spliced from 2 exons. Bases 1 to 465 code for a protein of 154 amino acids. The record is from RefSeq and is a predicted model, not a curated record.